Molecule: messenger RNA, 1902 nt
Organism: Caenorhabditis remanei
Lineage: Eukaryota; Metazoa; Nematoda; Chromadorea; Rhabditida; Rhabditidae
Exons: 10
Coding region: 1-1902 (633 amino acids)
Biological process (GO): mRNA processing; protein deubiquitination; spliceosomal complex assembly
Molecular function (GO): zinc ion binding; cysteine-type deubiquitinase activity
Source: RefSeq, a predicted model, not a curated record
AUGUCUGACGGAACACCCAGAAAUGACCACAGGUCACCGACACCAGAGGAACCGGUGGAAAGGAGGCGUUCGAUUCAAGAGGACACCGAGAAAACCACAGAAAAGCGAUCUCGGAACGAAGAAGCUGACGAUAGGGAUAGAAGACGAUCCAAAGACGACAAAAGAGUUGAAAGAAAUGGACGGAGCGGCGAAUCUCACAGAACCCACGACCGAGAAAGAAAGAAAAGAGAUCGGAGUAGGUCGAGAUCUCGAUCAAGAUCUCCAAAACGCUCAAAGCGUGAUAGAAAGGAGGAGAAGACGGAUCAAGACGCGGAGGACGGAGAGAUCCGCGAUACAACACCGCCCGUCGUUGAGAAGCCACGUGAGAUGACAGCAAGAGAGCUGGAACGGCAACGGAUUAUUGCGGAAGAGUUGAAGAAUGGUCAGAAUGAUGAGGGCGGAGAAGAGCCGGUUUGGUCGAUGAAGAAGGCUCAAGCUGAAAAAAAGAGCAGAACUUGUCCGUAUUUGGAUACUAUCGAUAGAUCCGUCUUGGACUUUGAUUUCGAGAAGCAAUGCUCCGUGUCGCUCUCCCAUCAGAAUGUGUACGCGUGCAUGGUGUGCGGAAAGUAUUUCCAGGGCCGCGGAACGAACACUCAUGCCUACACCCAUGCACUCGAAACCGAUCAUCACGUCUUCCUGAAUCUUCAAACGCUGAAAUUCUACUGUUUGCCCGACAAUUAUGAAGUCGUGGAUCCGUCGUUGGAGGACAUAAAAUAUGUGUUGAAGCCGACGUAUACGAAAGAAAUGAUUGCGUCCAUCGAUAAACAGGCGAGAAUGGUUCGAGCUUAUGACGAUUCGACUUACUUCCCUGGAGUCGUUGGACUCAAUAAUAUCAAGGCUAAUGACUAUUGUAAUGUCAUUCUUCAUGCGCUCUCCGCCGUCCGUCCUCUUCGUAAUUGGUUCCUGAAAGAGUCCAAUUACUUGGCAAUCAAACGACCGCCAGGAGAUAAGCUCACUCUCCUCCCACAGAGAUUCGGUGAGCUCAUCCGGAAGCUGUGGAAUCCGAGAGCUCUCCGUACCCACGUGUCUCCUCACGAAAUGCUCCAAGCGGUGGUCGUUUGUUCGAAUAAGAAGUAUCAAUUCAUCAAGCAGAAUGAUGCAUACGACUUCAUGCUUUUCCUGUUGACGACACUACAUACGGCACUAAAUGGAACCGAGAAAAGGGAGAGCAUCAUUUCCAAAACAUUCCGCGGAAAGAUGCGAGAAUACUCCCGUAAAGUCAUCCCAGCCGAAGACACGGACGAGGAGAAGUAUAUGAAGAUGCGAAUGCCCGACUACCAGGAAAGAGUCUCCGAGAAGCCGUUCCUCUUCUUAACUCUUGAUCUACCAGCGGCUCCUCUCUACCGUGACGUUCAACUUCAGAAUAUCAUCCCUCAAGUGCCACUCAGCACUCUCCUCGAGAAAUUCAAUGGAAAAACGGAGAAAGAGUACAGAACCUACAAUGACAAUAUUAUGAAGCGAUAUGAGCUGUUGAAGCUCCCCGAGUUCCUCAUCAUCUCCUACAAACGAUUCCAAAAGAAUCAGUGGUUCGUUGAGAAGAAUCCCACCAUCGUCAACUUCCCCAUCGUCAAUGUUGAUCUAUACGAGUGUUUGGCGGAGGAUGCGAGAGCCGAUAACAAGUACACAACGUACGAUCUUGUGGCAAAUGUGGUUCAUGAGGGGACUUUUGAAACUGGAAACUAUCGAAUUCAAAUCGUCCAUCAGGGUUCCGGAAAGUGGUAUGAAUUGGAAGAUCUGCACGUGAAGGACAUGCUGCCCCAGAUGAUCGUCCUUGCCGAAUCGUAUAUUCAAAUCUGGAGACUCAACAAGGAGAAGACGAGAGAUGAGAGAGGAGAGGAUGAUGAGGAACCGAUGGAGUCAUAA